CCUGUGUUUGCAGCGUCUCCAUGGUUCGAGCGUGGCUCGCGGCGCUCGUCCAAUGAUAUGAGUCCACAUGCCGCGUGGGGGGAGAGAGAGGGACGGCGGCGCGGCGCUUUGAUAAAAGCACGCGGGCAGGAGCGCGCGGGGCCAUAGAGAACUGCGCCACGGUGAGGCAGGCCACGGCACGGUAGCGCACCGGAGCACCGGACGGGCUGAAUGCGGUCCUCCCUCUGCUGCAGACACGCUGCCACCAUUUUCAGGGGACACGAGGACGCCCACGACGCGAGCGGGGGAGGAACUGAACCCAGCUCGUAAUUCCUCUGUAAUUCGCGCGAAGGACAUCCCACCGGGGUCCAGGAAGACGCGAUAGACCGCGGCCAAUCGCUGUCGACGGCCACCGACGUUCACGCGCGGCGCGCAGUUGCUAAAGUCCUCGUCUGCGGGAAAGUGGUGAUAGUUUUGAAGAGUCGGUGUGUGUUUGACAGUGUAACAGUGUUCCGGGCAAAGUGGUGCGCGUGAAGGAGCCGUCCGUCCGUCCGUCCGCCAUGGAGAACGCGCACACGAAGAGUGUGGAAGAAGUUUACAGUUAUUUCAACGUCAACGAAAGCACAGGACUUUCCCUGGACGAGGUGAAGCGACAGAAGGAGAGAUGGGGCUUGAACGAGUUACCAGCAGAAGAAGGGAAGUCUUUAUGGGCGCUUGUCCUUGAACAGUUUGAGGAUUUACUUGUUCGAAUUCUUCUGCUGGCUGCGUGUAUAUCGUUUGUCUUGGCCUGGUUUGAGGAGGGAGAAGAAACCAUUACAGCCUUCGUGGAGCCUUUUGUAAUCUUACUCAUUCUUAUAGCCAAUGCCAUCGUCGGAGUGUGGCAGGAACGUAAUGCUGAGGAUGCCAUCGAGGCGCUUAAGGAGUAUGAGCCUGAGAUGGGGAAAGUUUACCGGCAGGACCGAAAAACUGUGCAGAGGAUCAAGGCCAGAGACAUAGUGCCCGGUGACAUUGUGGAGGUCGCGGUUGGAGACAAGGUACCGGCUGACAUCCGAAUCUGUUCAAUCAAAUCAACAACGCUGAGGGUGGAUCAGUCAAUCCUGACUGGAGAGUCUGUCUCUGUCAUUAAACAUACCGACCCUGUGCCUGACCCACGUGCUGUCAAUCAGGACAAGAAGAACAUGCUUUUCUCUGGCACCAACAUUGCAGCUGGAAAGGCCGUGGGUGUAGUCGUGGCCACCGGUGUCAACACAGAGAUCGGUAAGAUCCGUGACGAGAUGGCUGCCACAGAGCAGGAGAAGACACCCCUGCAGCAGAAGUUGGAUGAGUUUGGGGAGCAGCUGUCCAAGGUCAUCUCCCUCAUCUGCAUUGCUGUUUGGAUCAUUAACAUUGGUCACUUCAACGACCCCGUCCACGGCGGCUCCUGGAUCCGAGGGGCCGUGUACUACUUCAAGAUCGCUGUGGCGCUGGCUGUGGCUGCCAUCCCUGAGGGUCUUCCUGCCGUCAUCACUACCUGCCUGGCCCUAGGCACUCGCCGCAUGGCUAAGAAGAAUGCCAUCGUCCGCAGCCUGCCAUCUGUUGAGACCCUGGGCUGCACCUCUGUCAUUUGCUCAGACAAGACGGGAACCUUGACAACUAACCAGAUGUCUGUGUGCAGAAUGUUCAUCAUCAACAAAGCUGAAGGUGACAGCUGCUCUCUGUCGGAAUUCACAGUCACAGGUUCUACCUAUGCACCUGAAGGGGAAGUCUACCAGGAUGGUAAACCAGUGAAGUGCUCCCAAUAUGAUGCCUUGGUUGAACUGGCCACCAUCUGUGCCCUGUGUAACGACUCCUCCCUGGAUUUCAAUGAGGUAAAGGGAGUUUACGAAAAGGUCGGUGAGGCCACAGAGACGGCCCUAACUUGUCUCGUGGAAAAGAUGAAUGUGUUUGACACGGAAGUUCACAACCUGUCCAAGAUUGACAGAGCAAACGCCUGCAACUCAGUGAUCAAGCAGCUGAUGAGGAAGGAGUGCACACUAGAGUUCUCCAGGGACAGAAAGUCUAUGUCCGUCUAUUGCACCCCCAACAAGUCCCGCUCAUCUAUUGGGAAAAUGUUUGUUAAGGGGGCUCCAGAGGGUGUUAUUGAGAGAUGCACUCAUGUCAGAGUUGGCAACAGCAAGGUUCCCCUCAAUAAAAGCAUCAAGGAAAAGAUCAUGUCUGUGAUCCGUGAGUAUGGGACAGGUCGUGACACCCUGAGAUGCCUGGCUUUGGCCACACGAGACAGUCCUCCCAAAAUAGAUGAGAUGGUCCUGUCUGAGACCUCCAAAUUCUCUGAGUACGAGUCCGACCUGACCUUUGUGGGCUGUGUUGGCAUGUUGGACCCUCCCAGACAAGAGGUGGCUGCUUCCAUCAUGCUGUGCCGUCAGGCCGGCAUCCGCGUCAUCAUGAUCACUGGUGACAACAAGGGCACAGCCGUGGCGAUCUGCCGCCGCAUCGGCAUCCUCACUGAAGAGGACGACAUCGAGCACAUGGCCUUCACCGGCCGAGAGUUUGACGAACUAUCGGCCCACGCCCAGCGGGAGGCUGUGACUCAUGCUCGCUGUUUUGCCCGUGUUGAGCCCUCCCACAAAUCCAAGAUCGUAGAGUACCUUCAAGGAUUUGAUGAGGUCACUGCAAUGACAGGUGAUGGAGUGAAUGACGCCCCGGCCCUGAAGAAAGCGGAGAUCGGCAUCGCCAUGGGCUCUGGUACCGCCGUGGCCAAAUCUGCCUCGGAGAUGGUCCUUGCCGAUGACAACUUCUCCUCCAUUGUGGCUGCCGUUGAAGAGGGCAGAGCUAUUUACAAUAACAUGAAGCAGUUCAUCAGAUAUCUUAUCUCCUCCAAUGUGGGAGAGGUUGUCUGCAUCUUUUUGACUGCUGCGCUGGGUUUUCCUGAGGCUCUGAUCCCAGUCCAGCUGCUCUGGGUCAACUUGGUAACAGACGGCCUCCCUGCCACUGCCCUUGGCUUUAACCCGCCAGAUUUGGACAUCAUGGAGAAGCCUCCCCGCAACGCCAAGGAACCCCUCAUCUCUGGCUGGCUCUUCUUCAGAUACUUAGCCAUUGGAGGGUACGUGGGUGCAGCCACAGUUGGAGCUGCUGCCUGGUGGUUUACGGUCUCCGAGGAUGGACCUCAGAUCACUCUGUACCAGCUGAGCCACUUUCUCCAGUGUGCCCCAGACAACCCAGAGUUUGAUGGCCUGGACUGCCACGUGUUUGAGUCACCUUACCCCAUGACCAUGGCCUUGUCAGUGCUAGUCACUAUUGAGAUGUGCAAUGCCCUGAACAGUCUAUCAGAGAACCAGUCCCUGCUUCGUAUGCCCCCCUGGGAGAACAUUUGGCUGCUAGGGGCCAUCUGCCUCUCAAUGUCCCUCCACUUCCUCAUCCUCUAUGUGGAGCCUCUGCCUGUCAUCUUCCAGAUCACCCCCUUGGACACAACACAGUGGAUGAUGGUGCUGAAAAUCUCCCUGCCUGUCAUCCUGCUGGACGAGCUGCUAAAGUUUUUGGCCAGGAACAACUUGGAAUUUGGUAAACAGCUGGAGAAAGCGGCCAGCAAAGGCUGCUCUGUGUCUGCAUGUGCCAAGGGCAUCUCCUGGCCUUUUGUGGCCAUAUCCCUGCCCCUGGUGCUGUGGAUCUACAGCACCGACUCUAACGUGGCCUCCAUGCUGUGGCACUGACUGACUCAAUUACACCACCCUCCCUGCACACCGGUGUGAAGUGGACAUUAACACACACAUACACACACAUCUAACACAGUUACAUCAACGUGGAACACUCAACCCUUUCACCCGCUCUGACAGUCUAUAAAACUGUCAAGGUCUCUUGUAUUUAAGACCCUUUCAUCACUGCGUGUUUUGGGUGGGGGUGGGUGUGGAUUAGUCAUAUUUUAAUGACUUUGACUGACAUGUCUGUUCGUUUAAAUUGACCACCAUGCUUUUUCUCCUUCAAUCUCCCAUUUUGAACAGUUAGCAAUGUCCAUGGUGUCUAAGCUGUGUUAAGUUGUACAGAGAAUUUACACUAUUUUAUAAUAACUAAUAUUUUGUAAUUCGGGAAAGAUGUGGGGGCGCUGGGUACGAAGAGGAUAUGAUUGUAUGGACCAAAUAAUAGCAAUUGUUUGGGUAACGUCCUGACUGUAUUUGCCCUAGCAUGAAACGCUAUAGUAAUUUUUGAGCUCCUUGCAUCUCAUUCAUUAUUUUCUGCAUUAGGCAGAACACAGCUACCUCAGGGCUGUUAAUAUGACCACCACUACCCAUCUGUAUUUCACAUUAACGGUUUGAGUGUUGACUUAAGUUUGCUUUACAGAACAGACAAAGCCGUCACGCACAUUUUUGUGUUUUUUAGUGUUUUUGUCAUUUUUACGAACAAAUGUUACCAGUUUGUUUCAAAAAUAAUUUUGAUACAACCUGUUAAAUUUGUUUACUUGAAACACACCCUGGUUGUGAUUUAGUUUUUUUUAAGUUGAGUUUUUCAGAUAUCUUGUCUCCUAAUUAAAGUGAUCUUUAUAAUGUAUGUAAAAUGUGCACAUACUGUACUUGAAUAUGUAAAAAAACACCACCAAACUAUUAGUUUUCUCAAUUCAGCACAACAUUGACUGAGACCUCUGAAAGACUUGGAGGUCAUUAGACGAGUGCAUAUCUGUAUAUAGAACACAGUACGAUCUCUAGAUUUCCUUUCAAACUGCUCCAUGAGUUCUUACUAGUUUACUAGUCAGCUGGCAGACUAGCAUGGUCAUAAUCUUUGUGUGUGCCUGCUCCAGUAACACCAGGCCAGUCAGUACACAAGAGUUGUUUCGAUUCAAAGCUACAGUAACCGUUGUUUCCUCCAAUGCUUUCAGUGCACGUCGUCCUGCAUGCAGCUACCAGCACCCUCUUAUUCCUUCACACAGCAGUCUGUCAUUACUCAUGACAAUGACAGCAAUAACACCUCCUCGUGGUUGUAAUAGGACUAGUUCUGUUUGUUAUGCUUUUUAGUGGUACAUUACUAAACAGAAGUUGAUAAUAAUGAUAACAAGGCUUUUGAGUUUGUUUAGAAAUGCCUUCGAUGUCACAAAGUGCCGGGCAGCUGCUGACUGACUGAUAUGAGUGUUUUGCAUUUUAAUUUGACAGCGCCACUGGUACCAGUUAUUUCUGACUGUAGACUGGCAGCUGGUAGACAUUUAGGUGCCCCCUCAGCAUUAAAUGGCACGGUGUUCUCUUUUAUUCCUAUGCCUUUCUAUAGCUGCAUUUUGUUCUAUAGCAUGGCCUUUUAUGCUCUGUUAGAAACAGAACUACUGCUGAAGUUGAAAUAUUUGCUUCUUGUGUGCUUCUACUUUCUGUGAUUCCUCUUCCUGUUGAUUUGAUUGUUCUUCUCUUUUUCUUUGCAGCAAAGGCCAAGUAACUACAUCUACUAUAAAUUCCUUUCAGGAACUUUGGUUUGGUUUUGUGUUGUGCAUGUGUGUUUUGGGCAGCACAUCUUAAAAGAGCUGCACGUCAGUUAAGUAAUAUGAAGUCAGGAGCUCUUGGUUCAUCCUUUUUACAGAACAUCCAUAAAUAUGUCUGGUGAAAACUAGCCAAUCCCAGCUCAUCAGGCUUUCCAUCCCACUGCAUGAAGAGCCUUAGAUUAAAAGACAAAUUCUUAGUGUACUGUGUACAGUAAAAUGUACAGUAUUCCAUGGUGCAUGUCAGCUGAGUCAGCAACCUGUUUUACCAGACGAGUAACAAUGUAUAGUACUGACAAAUAGAACAGUCGAUCAUCACAUUAGAACAGAUGUUAAAUAAGCUAAAAACUGCUCAUCUUUCCUAAGGAAAUACUUUUAUGGAUAUUUAAAAACCAAACGUGCAACGUUCCAAACGAGACAUGCAACAUGUGUGAAGCAGAUUUUGCUGUAUCUGGGAAGUUGGACGUGCAGUGAUGCAUAUGUUUUAUCAGGAAUGACGGGCAGUUCCUCUGCUGGCGUUUGUUGCCAAACUGCUGUACUGUAUUUUUAGAGAUGAUUGUACAAUGGCAUCACGUGAACUUUGGUUUCAGGUAAAUAAAACUGUCAUACAUUGAA
This is a messenger RNA of Betta splendens (Siamese fighting fish), 6019 nucleotides long. It is a transcript of the gene atp2a2a, whose product is annotated as ATPase sarcoplasmic/endoplasmic reticulum Ca2+ transporting 2a. Gene Ontology annotation, molecular function: ATP hydrolysis activity; P-type calcium transporter activity; ATP binding. Lineage: Eukaryota; Metazoa; Chordata; Actinopteri; Anabantiformes; Osphronemidae. The transcript has 20 exons. The record is from RefSeq and is a predicted model, not a curated record. Gene Ontology annotation, biological process: intracellular calcium ion homeostasis; calcium ion transmembrane transport. Gene Ontology annotation, cellular component: membrane. The coding region runs from base 540 to 3665 and encodes 1041 amino acids.